CACAUGGCUGUACUUAGAAAAAAUCUGUGUUCAGUUAAACCACAGACACAGCUAAGGUUUCUCAAAACACUACAACCAGCCCUCCACCUGAACCAUCAGGACCUUCACUGAUCAGGAGCUGGACUUCUUACUUAAUACAAAUCAAUUCAUGGUUGUCCUAUAACUUUCUCCAGCUGAACAGAAACAAAACGGAAGUUAUUAUAUUUGGACCUGCAGAGGAAUGAUCCAAAGUCAGCACAGCUUCGGUUAUUACAGCUGGAGACUUGAGAUCAGGCUGAACUCUGGGUGUAAUGAUGAACUCUGACCUGAACCAUCAGAUCAACAUAAAGACGGUUACAAAGUCGGCCUUCUGUCACCUGAAGAACAUCUCCAGGAUUAGAGGACUAAAGUCUCAACUAGAUCUAGAGAAACUCUGGUAAUAAAAAGUCCUAAAAAUGGAAAGACUGAAACGAAAAGACAGGUCUUCCACCAUGACACGCACCCUGCUGACUCUUCAUACUAACUCUGUCCGGAAUCACUAAAAGGUAGCUUGAAUUUGUCACAAUGUAAAGCAAGGGCCUAUCCUCGAAUGGAAACACUGACACUUUUACAGUGCCUGUAAAAAUUAAUAACUUCUCCUCUGCUUUUAUAAAUUAAUCAUGACCAGCAAAAUUUGGCAUUCACAAAAAGUUUAAUGUCGAAGUGAAAACCUGUUUACAAAAAAUGACAAAAAAAAAGCUUUUAACAUAAAAUAUGUUGCUGCAUAAAUUUUCAGCCCCUUUAAAGUGACUGACCUGCUUAUCUUUUUUCUCAGGGAGGAGCAACACUGACUCAUGAUAUUAAAAUGUCACUCUUCAGAAAUGAAAGUAAUAUUUAGUUGAAGUGACCCCUGAGCUGCUGUGGAGAGAAAUCUCUGUUUCUUUCUGAAGACUUAAGUUAAUGUGUUUCUGCUCAACAAUACUGGUGAGUACAGCAAAAAUUGUAUUUGCUGUUUCUACAAACCAACAGGAAGUUUGAGCUUUUUUUUGAGGACUGAAAGGUGGUAGAAAAUUUCAGGUUAGUGAAAAACUGCAACUCUGAACAAGUUAAAGUGAUUUGUUUUAAUGGAAGCUCUCCCUGACCUGUCCUCAGAGUUCAGACAUGUCGUCUGGCAGCAACCUGCAGUCUAAGGAUCAGUUUCUCUGCUCCAUCUGCCUGGAUGUGUUCACUGAUCCAGUCACCACAGCGUGUGGACACAACUUCUGCAAGACCAGCAUCAUACAGCACUGGGAUGGAAAUGUUCCCUGCAAGUGUCCUCUGUGCAACGAUAACUUUGCCUCUAGACCUCAGCUGAGAGUCAACACUUUGUUCUCUGAGAUGAUUGAUCAGUUGAGACGUGAAGCCAGCAGCAGCUCAGAGCAACAAGUUGCCAAACCAAGAGAAGUUCCCUGUGACGUCUGCACUGGACCCAAACUGAAGGCCCUGAAGUCCUGCCUGGUGUGUCUGACCUCCUACUGCCAGACUCACUUGGAGCCUCACCUGAUCGCUUCACGUCUGAAGAAACAUCAGCUGAAGGAGCAGGUGGAGAACCUGGAGGACAGGAUGUGUCUGCAGCACGAUAGACCUCUGGAGCUGUUCUGUAGGACCGACCAGACAUGCGUCUGCUUGCUCUGCCCCGUUUUAAACCACAAGGACCACGAGUUUGUUCCUCUGAAAGAAGAAUCUGAAGAAAAGAAGGAAGAGCUGAGGAAGACGGAGGCUCAAGUUCAGAAGAUGAUCCAAGAGAGACGACUGAUGAUCCAGGACAUCAGAAAGUCAGUGAAGAUCAGCAAAGAUGCUGCAGACAGAGAGAAAGCUGGAGGUGUUCAGGUCGUCACGGCUCUGAUGGAGUCUGCUGAGAGAGGCCUGAAGAAGCUCAUCAAGGAGAUCCAAGACAAACGGGAAACUACAGAGAAACAGGCUGAAGACUUCAUCAGAGAUCUGGAGCAGGAGAUCUCUGAGCUGAAGAAGAGGAGCUCUGAGGUGAAGCAGCUCUCAUGGGAUGAAGAUCCCCUCCACCUCCUUCAAAGCUUCUCCUUCCUGAAAGCUGCUCCGCCCACCAAGACCUGGACAGAGGUCAGAGUUCAUCCACCAUCAUAUGAGGGGACUGUGGUGAGAGCUGUGACUCAGAUUGAGCAGGAGAUCAGGGAGAAGAAGCUGCAGAAGCUGACGGAGGCUGAGCUGAAGCGGGUCCAGCGGUUUGCUGUGGAUGUGACUCUGGAUCCUGACACAGCUCAGCCCUGGCUCAUCCUGUCUGGUGAUGGAAAACAGGUGAACCAUGAAAACGUGAGGAAGAAUCUUCCAGACAAUCCAGAGAGAUUUUCCCUGUGUCCAUGUGUUUUAGGACAGCAGAGUUUUUCUUCAGGCAGAUUUUACUUUGAGGUUCAGGUUAAAGGAAAGACUAAAUGGGAUUUAGAAGUGGCCAGAGAAUCAGUCACCAGGAAGGGAAACAUCACGCUGAGUCCCCAGAACGGUUUCUGGACUGUUGUGUUGAGAAAUGGAAACAAGUACAAAGUUUUUGCUGACCCUUCAGUCCAUCUCCAUCUCCAUCCUGGUCCUGAGAAGGUCGUCCUCAACAGGAAGUGAACAGUUCAGAUUCUGUGCUGAAGCUCUGGUUCUGUUUCUACACAUUUUCAGCUUUUGAUUGAUUAUAAAGUCAAAUAAUGUUUGUAGCUCAGUUUAUUGAAUUAUUCUACUGCUUGUGUAAGAUUUUUAUUUUUCUUGUUUUAUUGACUUUAGGCCUGCAUGAAAAUGUUUCAACCUGUAUAUCAACUGAUUUAUUUGUAGUGAUUGUUUUGUCAUUGUGCAUCAUACUGGAGCUUCGAGGUCAGCUGUUUAAGAUAUUUAGACAGCAGGAAGAGGAGAUCAAUUGAUUUGUAAAGCAAUUGUUCUGUUUUUUUAUGUUGAAGGCGGUUGGUAGUAAAUUAAAUGCUGAUUAAAAAUGCACCCCACACUUUUCAGAUUUCUUUUUCUUUUUGUAAAGAAAUUUAGCCAUCCAUAUUUUGUUUCAGCUACAACUAC
This is a messenger RNA of Poecilia reticulata (guppy), 3018 nucleotides long. Its product is annotated as E3 ubiquitin-protein ligase TRIM21-like. Lineage: Eukaryota; Metazoa; Chordata; Actinopteri; Cyprinodontiformes; Poeciliidae. Gene Ontology annotation, molecular function: zinc ion binding; protein binding. The record is from RefSeq and is a predicted model, not a curated record.